CCCUGGCGCAGGAGGCGGGCGGCCGGGCCCCACCGGCCCCCCAUGGACGCCCCCGGCUCGGGGCGCUGAGACCCCUGCGUCGCUGCCCAGCUCAGUCCAGCGCGCCACGCCGAGGGACUCCAGAACAGGACAAGACUGCGGACCUAUCACCACCCCCCAGCCCCAGUCUAGGACACCCCACCCUCCCCAUAGAUCCAACUUGCCCCCCAGCUCUCUCUGCCCCUCCCUGGCCCCUCCCACUGCCCGCCCCCCCUUGGGGCGCAGGGCAUGGUGUGAAGGCCAAGUGCUUAGGUGGGCACCAUGGGUGCUGUGCCCUAGGGCCCGGGUGGUGGGGGUGGGUGGCCUGUGGGUGUGCCGGGGGGGGGCCCGUGUGCCCACCCCAGUCUCUUGGCGUGCUGGAGUGCAUCCUGGAUGGGAUUAAAGUGAAUGGAACAGAAGCCAAGCAAGCUGGAGUGUGGGUCGGACCCAGAGGAGAACAGUGCCAGGUCCCCCGAUGGAAAGCGAAAAAGAAAGAAUGGCCAAUGUCCCCUGAAAACCAGCAUGUCAGGGUAUAUCCCUAGCUACCUGGACAAAGACGAGCAGUGUGUCAUGUGCGGGGACAAGGCAACCGGUUAUCACUACCGCUGCAUCACUUGUGAAGGCUGCAAGGGCUUCUUUCGCCGCACAAUCCAGAAGAACCUCCACCCCACCUACUCCUGCAAAUAUGACAGCUGCUGUGUCAUCGACAAGAUCACCCGCAACCAGUGCCAGCUGUGCCGCUUCCGGAAGUGCAUCGCUGUGGGCAUGGCUAUGGACUUGGUUCUAGAUGACUCAAAGCGGGUGGCCAAGCGCAAGCUGAUCGAGCAGAACCGGGAUAGGCGGCGGAAGGAGAUGAUCUGCUCACUGCAGCAGCGGCCAGAGCCCACUCCUGAGGAGUGGGACCUGAUCCACGUCGCCACGGAGGCCCAUCGCAGCACUAACGCGCAGGGCAGCCACUGGAAGCAGAGGCGGAAAUUCCUGCCGGAUGACAUUGGCCAGUCCCCCAUCGUCUCAAUGCCGGACGGAGACAAGGUGGACCUAGAGGCCUUCAGCGAGUUUACCAAGAUCAUCACCCCAGCCAUCACCCGUGGUGUGGUAGACUUUGCCAAAAAACUACCCAUGUUCUCUGAGCUGCCUUGCGAAGACCAGAUCAUCCUCCUGAAGGGGUGCUGCAUGGAGAUCAUGUCCCUGCGGGCGGCUGUCAGCUACGACCCUGAGAGCGACACUCUGAAGCUGAGCGGGGAGAUGGCUGUCAAGCGCGAGCAGCUCAACGGCGGCCUGGGCGUGGUCUCUGAUGCCAUCUUUGAACUGGGCAAGUCCCUCUCUGCCUUUAACCUGGAUGACACAGAAGUGGCUCUGCUGCAGGCUGUGCUGCUAAUGCCAACAGACCGCUCUGGCCUGCUGUGUGUGGACAAGAUCGAGAAGAGUCAGGAAGCCUACCUGCUGGCGUUCGAGCACUACGUCAACCACCGCAAACACAACAUUCCGCACUUCUGGUCCAAGCUGCUGAUGAAAGAGAGAGAAGUGCAGAGUUCGAUUCUGUACAAGGGGGCAGCGGCAGAAGGCCGGCCGGGCGGGUCACUGGGCGUCCACCCGGAAGGACAGCAGCUUCUUGGAAUGCAUGUUGUUCAGGGUCCGCAGGUCCGGCAGCUUGAGCAGCAGCUUGGUGAAGCGGGAAGUCUCCAAGGGCCGGUUCUUCAGCACCAGAGCCCGAAGAGCCCGCAGCAGCGUCUCCUGGAGCUGCUCCACAGAAGCGGAAUCCUCGGUGCCCGAGCGGUCUAUGGGGAGGACGACAGCAGUGAGGCAGGCUCCUCCUCAAGCUCCUCCUCUGACGAGGACCCAGAGGCCAGCGAGGACCCAGCCAGCAAGGUGGCCUCCCUCCCUGAAGCCCCUCAGGGGGCCCCCUCCGGAGAAGGAGGAGAAGAAGGAGAAGGUAGGAGCGACUACCCCUCCUCCUCCCAGGCCUCUGCCCAGAAAGCAGGAGGUACCUGA
Messenger RNA from Echinops telfairi (small Madagascar hedgehog), 2010 nucleotides. Its product is annotated as thyroid hormone receptor alpha-like. Gene Ontology annotation, biological process: cell differentiation; negative regulation of transcription by RNA polymerase II; positive regulation of transcription by RNA polymerase II. The record is from RefSeq and is a predicted model, not a curated record. Lineage: Eukaryota; Metazoa; Chordata; Mammalia; Afrosoricida; Tenrecidae. Gene Ontology annotation, molecular function: RNA polymerase II cis-regulatory region sequence-specific DNA binding; nuclear receptor activity; zinc ion binding.